This is a messenger RNA of Dacryopinax primogenitus, 2109 nucleotides long. RefSeq lists its product as uncharacterized. The record is from RefSeq and is a predicted model, not a curated record. Lineage: Eukaryota; Fungi; Basidiomycota; Dacrymycetes; Dacrymycetales; Dacrymycetaceae. The transcript has 8 exons. The coding region runs from base 45 to 2069 and encodes 674 amino acids. Gene Ontology annotation, molecular function: phosphatidylinositol-4-phosphate phosphatase activity. Gene Ontology annotation, biological process: phosphatidylinositol dephosphorylation. Gene Ontology annotation, cellular component: endoplasmic reticulum.
CGACAAAGCAUACAAAAAUAAAAGUAAAAGUAAAAGGACGUACAAUGUCCGCAAGUUACCUUCAUACUUCUUAUAAUCUGUACGUCGACCCCGAUGCAUACACGUUCGAGCCCAUCGUCGCAGGCGCAUCAGAACCGAAUGAGACGCUUGUCAUUGAUCGUCGGACGGAGAGCAUAGUCCUCAAUCCGGCCCGCAGGCAUACCCCAGUAGCGCAUGAGAGGGUUAUCAGGGUAUAUGGUAUUUUGGGAAUUCUAUCCCUCACCACCGCCGACUUCCUCAUCGUAAUCACUAACCGGGCAAGGCAUGGACGACUGAUCGGCUCCGAGAUUUACCUCGCAACGGACUUCAAAGUGCUUCCCAUACCCAGCACUGCCAACAGCGCGCAGCUCCUCGACCACCCCGUAGAGAAACGCCUUCUGACACUCGUGAAGAACCACCUCGACUCGGGAAAAUUCUGGUUCUCCUAUGGCUGGGACUUGACCAGGAGGUUACAGUCGCAGUGGGGGGACGUGAAAGUUGAGGGAGAGGGGUUGUGGAGGAAGUGUGACGAGAGGUUUUGGUGGAAUCGGUAUUUGAGCGAGAGGUUCAUUGAGGUGACGGAACAGGGGCAGGAUCUCUCCCGCUUCAUUCUUCCCGUCGUCUAUGGGUCCUUUGAUAUUCGCCACUGCGUUAUCAACCGUCGUCCCUUCCUCUUCUGCCUCAUCUCUCGGCGCUCACGUUACCGCACCGGCACGCGCUACUUCGCCCGAGGCAUCGAUGCAACAGGGCACGUCGCAAACUUUGUCGAGACCGAGCAGUUGGUUCUGCUCGACCCCGAAGGGCACUCACUAGGCGGAGGGAGGAUUGAGGGUCGUACACGACUCAGCUUCGUCCAAAUGCGCGGAAGCACACCGAUCUUCUGGGCCGAGGUGAACAACCUCCGCUACAAGCCCGACGUGCAGAUUAUGGAAGUCCCCGAAACCACGGGUGCGUUACGGAUGCACCUGGAAGAGCUGAACAAGCUCUACGGAACGGUGUAUCUUGUGAACUUGGUGAACCAGACGGGACGCGAGAAGCACGUCAAAGACGCGUAUGAGAAAUAUGUCCUGGAGGCGGAUAUGCCGACGGUUAAGUAUGAGUACUUCGACUUCCACCACGAGUGCAGGCAUAUGCGUUGGGAUAGGAUACAGCUGCUCAUCGACAGGCUCGAGCCGGCGCUGAAGAGCGAGGGGUACUUCCGGCAGGAGCUUGGCCAGCCUCAGCCCAUUCACAUGCAAACCGCUGUCGUACGCUCCAACUGCAUGGACUGCCUCGACAGGACAAAUGUCGUCCAGUCCGCUUUGGCAAAAUGGAGCUUGUUGCAGCAAUUGCGCGUAACGGGUAUUUUGGGCAAAGACGAGCGGUUGGAAGAUCAUAUGGACUUUAUGAACAUCUUCCGGGAGGUCUGGGCAGACCAUGGAGAUGCCGUUGCCUUCGCUUACGCCGGCACGGGUGCGCUCAAGUCAGAUUUUACCCGCACAGGCAAGCGUACGCGGGAGGGAGCGAUCAACGACUUCAUGAACGGUGCAUCGCGAUACUUCAAGAACCAGUUCUUGGACGGUGCGCGACAAGAUGCGUACGAUUUGUUCACGGGCGCGUGGCGUGCCCGGAGAGGCGCUACCGUCGCUGGGUGGGAACAGAGGAGCGUGCUCGUAAGGAGCAUGCCGUACGUUCUCCUCUUUGCGCUGGUCAUGCUCGCAGCGGGAGCGCUCCUUCCGCGGUCUACCUCGACCCUUCCCAUCCUCCCGUUCAACAUCAUAUUCACGCUCCUUGCGCUCCUAAGUCUCUACUUCAUCCAAGCUCACGGGGUGUCCUACGUCUCCUGGCCGCAGCUCAACCCGCCAAUCGACAUGCUCACCUACUCCGGGCCAGGCUUCCGAGAGCCCCAACACGGUCGAGGAGAUUUGGGAGUGGCAUUCCCCCUCCUUGGACUUGCAAGACCGGCCAAGGGACGGGUGAUGAACGAGAAGAAACAGGAGAGGAGGAGGAGGUUGAAUAGCGCUGUCAGGGUAGAGGAGAUGGAGAUGGGUCCGAAGAAGAGGACUGAUUAGCGAGCUUGGUGUUAACUUACACUUUAUUUCCAAAGAUUUG